AUGUCUACCUCUACCGCUACCGGGACCGAGAGUGGCCGGCUGAAGAAAGGCUUUCGACCACCGGUGAAGGUGGCAUGCACGUCGUGUCGUGCCUCCCGCACGCGCUGUGAUGGCAAAGCCCCCUGCAACAAUUGUCAGUACCGGGGCAAAGACUGUCGCUAUGUAAAGAGCAACCGUGGAGGGCCCCGCGUCGCCCGUAAAAAGGCCUUCCAGGCCACUGUCGGAGCCGUUCAGGCACCGGACAUGGCCUCGUUGCCGUCCCCGGAUAUCGACUGGAUGUCGCUCAUGUUGUCUUCGGGAGAGCUCCACGACGAUCUGAUCGCCUCCAUGAUUUCGCCUGGAGCCGGCUUGACCGAUCUCGACCAAGAUGGCGACAGCGAUCAGAUCUUCGACAGCAUUUUCUUGCACGCCGCCGCCGCCGAGGACGAGCCCGAGCCCCUGAUCAAGACCUUGGAAGACCAUGGCCUUGGCCUUGUCCCUUACCGGCCCCUCUUACGGCGAUAUCACAGCACUAAGAGCGUUCUGAACGCAUACUACAUUUUCGUUCAUCCAUUUUUGCCCAUCUUGCCACCCCCCACGACCACGCUGGAGGUUGAUGCCCCCGUCACCACCGGUUCUACGGACUUCCAACCGGCGUCUCCUUUGGCGAUGGCGUUACUGGCCAUAUUGAGUCUGAUCCCGCAUCCCGACGACGCCCAUCCCGAUAGCGACGAGUCGGUGUGCCUGCGAAGACAUGAAGCGCAUACUUUCUCUGACAUGGCCAUGGAAAGCAUCGAGAUCGAGACCGAGCUGCUAGAGUCUGCCACCAGCCCCUCGGCGGCCUUGGACCACACCCUGCCAUCUUUCAGUCGAGAGAGAUUCCAUCCAUGCUUACCGGUUGAGCUGGAGAGUGUGCUGGCGCACGUGGUGUUGAGUAUUUACGAGUAUGCACAGAGGGGCAAUCUUGCCAAAAUGAGGAACCGGACCAGUCAGGCCUAUGACGCGGCCAUCCGACUUGGUCUCCAUGACAUCUCAUCCCUCCCCAUAGACGAGUGUACAGAGGCACGUCGGAGAGCAUGGUGGAUGACGUAUACUGUGGUUCUACAGAGCUCUAUCGUUAGUAAUCUGCCACCCAUCAUUUCGAUUGAUUUCCAUCAAUUCAGCACUCCCCUGCCUACUACAUCUUCGGAUUCUGAGGUGUGGGCAUUCUACAUCGAAGCCCAGCAGUGUAUUCUGCGGUGCACACAGUACACGGUGGCGCUGAGAAAGGCAUUGGACAGCGGACUCGAUGUGAGUACGUUGGAUCUGAAACAGGUCAUGCUGGACGACGCCAUCGAUGCUGCUCUGGCUACAUAUACGAACCGGUCGACUCAACUGGGGGGGUUGUCUCCCACGGCUCCCACGGACGUUGAAGAGCGUACCGUCGCACAGUCACUGCACUCGCAAGCCACGAUCAAGCUCAUGAGCGCGAGGAUCAAACUGCAUCGAUACCGGGCAUUCCAAGACGUGCCGAUAUUCACACGCCGUCACUGCGAUCUCGACCAAGUCGAUCAAUCUACUCCGCGACCCCUCGGAUGCUCCUGUCCGACAAUCAAUCAAUCAACGCCGGUCGUCUCCGUCUCCGUCUCCAACGCCAACUUACCACCCACUGCAUCCAGCUUCACGUUCUCGGCUUGCUCGUCAGACGCAUCGACGAAUCCUUCCUCUUCCUCUUCCGCCUCCUUUCCCGACACCGACACCGACACGACCGGCACGCCGAUCAAGGCACGACAACCACAACCUUUCAGUAAUCUACCGGCUGCCAAAACCUGUCUCCGAGCAGCCCUUGCCAUCGGCCGCGCAUUCGAAGCAUUGCCCUAUCCGAAUCCCAUGCAGCUGCCCCUCCCUGUCGUCUCUCCUGCCACGCUGUCUCUGGCUUCCACCACCUCGGCGCCCCGGACGAUGCCGUCGUUUGCCUGCUGUGCCAUGCAAAGUUGCUACGUGCUGCUCACCAUGUCCUACCGGAGUCGAGAAAUGCAAUGCAUGUACCAGUACCAGCGAAGUAUGGCCGCUGACAAGGGCCUGGAGGAGCUCUAUGCUGGCGUCGACCGCGUCUUGGCCGCCCUGCAGAACUACUCCAUUGCCUUUGAAGCUCUCAGUGGCAUGACGCGUGAGUUUUAG
Molecule: messenger RNA, 2139 nt
Organism: Capronia epimyces CBS 606.96
Lineage: Eukaryota; Fungi; Ascomycota; Eurotiomycetes; Chaetothyriales; Herpotrichiellaceae
Exons: 5
Coding region: 1-2139 (712 amino acids)
Biological process (GO): DNA-templated transcription; regulation of DNA-templated transcription
Molecular function (GO): DNA binding; DNA-binding transcription factor activity, RNA polymerase II-specific; zinc ion binding
Source: RefSeq, a predicted model, not a curated record